AUGCUCUCAUGUUUCCUUACAAUUCUAACCGCCACCACCCUACUCUCUUUCACAAAAUCUGAGCCCUUUGAGCCCAGUCCACCGCCACCCAUGCAUCAAGACCACGUUAUAAUAGGCUACUACCAGUUCUCCCAUGCACAAUACCAAAGACUAGAAAACGUGGCUUGGGGUCGUUACACCCAUAUGGUGUUCCAUGGAGCUUGGCCGAUUGACCAAUUCGAAUUUACCUUCGGGUCUGAUGAUCAGAAUCAACAGGCAAUUCAAUACAUGCAACCAUUUGUUCAAUAUGCGGAUCAGAACAAUGUAAGGCCUCUUUUGGGCAUGGGGGGAGAGCAAGGUUCAAAGCUCUUUUCGUACUAUUUGAGUGACGCCAACAGGCGAAGCACUUUUGUUCAAAAUCUUGUCUCCCUAGCGCAAACCUACAACUUCCAGGGUGUGGUAGUCACUUGGCUAGCUCCAAACACUCCCGGUGUGGGCUGUAACACUCGAUCGCCAAGUGACACAGUCAAUUUUGGUCAUUUCGCUCAAGAAUUCAAAAAAGUAUGGAAGCAAGGCCGUCUGAUUAUCAGGGCGAACUUUAACGGCUUCAUUGGAGCAACAGGCAAUUAUGCAACAUCCGAAGAAACCAGCCUGAUUGCUCAAAAUGUAGAUUACAUUGACCUCAUGGCAUUCGAUGGCUAUACUGGAAACAGAGGGGCAAGAACAGGUCCAUUUUCAGCCCUCACUGCCGAUUGUCCCAAAAUACCUUACCUUUCCAACGGGAUAAAGGAAUUACUUCAGAUUAUGCAGUUUCAAGGGUUCUCGGUCAAUAAACUCAUCCUUGGAUUUACUGGUUAUGGUCGCGUGUUCUACUUACCUAAACAUUUCAACAUGAAAACUGAUAUCUCUCAGGUGGCUUAUGGUGCUGCGCCGCCGGGAGGAUGGACAGACAAUCUCAACGGAACUUUGGACGCCUGCGGUCAAUAUCGUGGCUUCGAGGGCAUUUAUCUAUUAAAUGAAUUGUUGGAAUAUGGCUGGUUGGAAUCGGAUGGUGUUACAGCUACGCAACUUGUGACUAGGGGUUGGGACGAUUGCGCCAAACAGGCAUACCUCUACACCAAUGACUAUCUUUUAGUGUAUGAUGAUCCUGGGAGCUUGAAAAUUAAAUCUCAGUAUGCGAGGACCUCCGGACUGGCGGGAAUCUCGUUCUAUUACUCCAUGGGUUUUCCUAAUGGGUUCAUCCAGGCUGCAAUGGCUCCUUGGCCCCAAGUUUCUGAUAUCAAAGUAUAUUGA
Molecule: messenger RNA, 1272 nt
Organism: Puccinia graminis f. sp. tritici CRL 75-36-700-3
Lineage: Eukaryota; Fungi; Basidiomycota; Pucciniomycetes; Pucciniales; Pucciniaceae
Exons: 11
Coding region: 1-1272 (423 amino acids)
Biological process (GO): chitin catabolic process; carbohydrate metabolic process
Cellular component (GO): extracellular region
Molecular function (GO): chitinase activity; chitin binding
Source: RefSeq, a predicted model, not a curated record